AUGUCGAUCAACAACGACUUCCUGUUCGGGUCUGUCGCGGCGCCAGACGUGUCGCCCAAGCUUAAGAAGUCGAGGAAGUCGAGGUCUGACGGAGGGAGCGUCCACGAGGUGGACGGCCGGGGCUCGCAGCACCAGCCCCAGCCCGACGGGCGCAAGUGCAUCGGUUGCAACUUGAGAGACUCCGACGAGGAUCCAGUGGAUGGGCCGGGCUCGUUCGCGCGUUGGGCGUACCCUCCCGUUUGUGGGAAGACACAGGGCGGAAAGUGUUGGUAUUGUAACAGGUCAUGGUUCACUGGUUUCCGCCACGCCCCCGAGACGGGCAGCUUCGAGAAAUUGAUGACCGUCUGCGGCACCGACGACGCCGUCCUCCAGAAGUUCAAUAACGUUCGGUCUUUGAUUUUGGACAAGUGCGUGAAACAAGGGAGCAGGCACAUCCAUGUGCGCGCUAACGAGGUGAAGGCCGUCGUGACCACCGUCGAGCGCACCAUGGUCUCCCUCGAGGAUGACGACGACGUCGUGGAGCUGGAGUACUACAAGAACGAGUACCACGGCGGCAUGGGGGACCCCGUCACGAACGGCAAGGGGCACACUAUCUUGAUGAUCCAGGGGGUCAUGCACGUCAGAGUCCCAGGGCCGCCUGUGAAGAAGUUGAAGCGGUGCCAGCAGAGCAUCGUGGACGUCACGAGGAUGGCCGACGACGGCAGCCUCGCGCUCUCCGACACCCACGCGGCUGAUGUCGCCCAGCAGCUCUCGACGAACAUUGGGGCGCACACAGACGGGGCUGGCGAGCGCGUCAGGGCCCCGCCCGCCAUGGACGCCGUCGCCGAUGCUAGGACGCCGAAGCGGCCCACCCAGGCUGCCUCGCAGCCCUCGCCCUCGCCGCCGAGUUCGAGCUCUGCGACCGGCGCGCGCCCCAUGACCAGCCCGCCCCAGGUCUUGGGCACGCAGGUGGUCGUCCCCGCGCUGCCAGGAGCGGCGGCUUCGCCGUCGGAGGUGCAGGCCGAGGAUGCGUCGGCGAAGCGGGCCCGGCCCCCGGCGUCGGCCGCCAGGCCCGCCGCCAAGCCCAGGGCGGCCGCGGCCAAGGCCAGCGCUGCGCCCGCCCCAUCCGGAGCGGGCGGCGGCGCAGGUGGCAAGGCGGGCAGGAAGAGGCGGAACUUGGUCUCGGAGACGGAGAAGGUGGCCAGUCAGUUCCAGCAAGCCGCUGCGGACGACAAGACGUUCUUUGGCCUCGGCCACGCGGGCAUGGUCGCCUGGCUCAAGCGGUUGUGCAAGGACUACGCGGAGAGGAUCCCAACGAUCCAGGAGUACGACUCGCACAUCUUGGGACAGAAGAUUGCCAAAUCCAUCCUGUCCAUCUGCACGGCGCGGAAGAAGCAUGGCCUGGAUUCGUCGGGUUUCGCCGGCGCCAUCAAGGACGCGAUCCAUUUCCUUGAGGUGCUGCCUGCAGCGAGGACCGACUUCUUGCCUGACUUCAUCCGCAUGUCGGAAAAGAAGUUCGCUGCGUCGGCAUGCCCCGCCGAUUCAACGUUCUGGCCAAUGUUGUCGCGCGACAGCGUUGGCAUGACAGAGGCGGCCCCAGCCGCCUGGGAGCAGUUUAUCUCGGAGAUGAUUCUUGACAAGCUGAUUGACUGUCUGGAGCUGAAGGACGGCUUUGAGCCGCAGAUCGCCAAACUCUUCGAGUGCCCGGACGCGCUCGACAAGGCCGACCUGACCGGGGACGUCCAGGAGCAGGUGAAAGCUCUCGAGAUGCUGGUGAAAGGUGCGACGUCCCCAGUGGAGACCCUGCACGCCUGGUCGCGGGCCGACCUUGUCUCGGCGAUGGCGAUUGUGAACGACAAGCAGAAGAAGAUCGCGAACUGCCCCUCGCUGUACGCCCCGGGCCGCAAGCUCGUCCAGCGCAUGACCUUGAGGGUCGAGAGCUUGGUGCAGAGCGAUGCGAAGAUCGAGACGUUCAUUGCCGCGGUGCGCGCGCUUGUGGGAUCGCUCCCGGAGCGUUGCAGCGACUUGCCCAAUGUGGCGUCGGCCCUGAAGGUUAACCUGGAUUCAGUCAUUGACGAGCUGCGUCGCCUGGGCCAGGCGGACAUCAAGCGGGCCGAUCAGAUGUUCACGGAGGCGGCGGGCAGCAUGAUCAAGCACGUCUUCGUCUUGUACGAGAGGUUCUUCGAGUGGGGGCAUUGGCUGUGCAAGUCUGCGGCGGAGAACGCUGCCGAGCCGUGGCCCGAGAGCAUCGCGAGGAGCGCCCUCGCCGACCUCGAGGGUCCGUUGGCGGCCAUCCCCCACGCCGCGCAGUUCAAGGCGUUGUGCAGCAAGUUGGAUAUCACCACGCGCGUGACCUGGGAGCAGAUCGACGGGGCUCGCGUGCAGAUGUCGACCCUGCUGUCGCAGAUGCCCGAUGCGCUGAAGGUGUUGGCCCAGAUCAAGAAUGAUACGUCGAGCGUCACCAGGGAGGAUGCCUCGCUGUUCCCGCGGCUCUUCUACAACUUCGAGAUGAAGUUCGGCUGGGUGAAGAUGAUAUGUGAGCCCGGCGCCGAUGCGCAGGUUCUGGCACGCUGCUCGGAGGCGUUUGCCAAGGCUCUGGAGGCCGCGUACUACGAGGGGCACGUCGCCGAGAAGGUCGCCAAGUGCAUCGCUGAGGACCCGAUCGUGAAGAGCGCCCUGGACGAGAUCUGGGAUGGCAUCCCAGCGGAGUUCCUGAGCAACACCGUGCCUGCUCAAGUGCGCCCUCUCUGCAAGGACGUGGUGGCGACGGCCAACCUCAUCGGCAGCAUCGGCGACACGAAGCUCGCGCAGCAGUUCCAGGUCCUACAGGACUGCCACGUUUGCGCUUCCACCCGGGCGAACAUGAAGGCGAGGCGCGGGGCCCAGGGGCCGACGUUCUCGAGCGAGGACUCGGAGGCGUUCGUGGCGGCCCGCUCCACGCUCGCUUCGGCGCGCACCAGCUUGGCGAGGCCCUCCUUGGCCAGGUGCUUCAACGGCGUCGAGGGCGGCACCCCCGCGGACGCCGUCCACCUCCCGAGGUUCGACGGCUGCGUGGACCCAGUCGACCUCUCCAACGCCUGCAUCAACGCCCUGGAGAGCGAGCUCGGCAUCUGGGCGGAGAAGUGGAGGGCGUCCGCGCAGAAGCUCCUGGAGGACGUGGAGGGCGCGUGCCCGCGCGGCUGGCAGGUCUACAAGGACCAGGGCUGGGCCCUCCACAUCCUAGAGACCCUGAUGGAUGACGUGAACGAGAACGUUCGCCAGAGCCUCUUGGGCAGCGCCAAGUUCCAGGAUCUCAGCGGCCACUCGCAGAUGCUGUGUGAGUGGCAGAAGACAAUGAAGAUCGUGAGCUCCAGAUCUGGCGGAUCGGCGACGUUCGAUCCGAAUUUCAUGAAGAUGGUGAAGAGCACGCUGGCCUUAGGCGUCGACACCGUCACGACGACCUUCGCCCUCUUCAAGCUGACCGGCGAGAUCAGCGAGAUGAGGAGCCGCGUGGAGCGCAAGAAGGCGAUCCGCGCGUUGCGGGAGGCC
This is a messenger RNA of Prorocentrum cordatum, 3507 nucleotides long. NCBI's taxonomy places the organism in Eukaryota, Dinophyceae, Prorocentrales, Prorocentraceae. The record is from the annotation of a GenBank genome assembly.